AUGGAGACUGAAUUUAAAUUUAUGGAAGAAUUUAAAAAAGUGAUUGAAGCAUCCAAGAACAUUCCAAAGGAAGAUUUGCUUUUCACAUACAAUGGAGUGAUAUAUCCAACAUCAAUUUGUGAUGUCGAUACAUUUAAAACUAUGGAAACAUUUGAAGCACGUGAAGAUGAUUUGAUGAUGGUGGCAUAUCCCAAAUGUGGAUCCAAUUGGACUUCUUCACUGUUACACCGCCUUUUACGAGCUGCUUACAACAAAGAAUCAUCGUCCAUUUUUCCACUGCUUGAAUUUAAAGCUCCUAAUAAAUUUGAGAAGCUAAAAGUUGAACCUUCACCCAGAUUCCUGGGGACACACUUGAAGUAUGACAACAUACCUCAAUCAUUUUUUGAUAAGAAAGUAAAGAUGAUGGUGGUGUUUCGGAAUCCCAAAGAUACAGCAGUGUCACUUUUUCACUUCUGCAAUAACAACCCAGUUCUUCCCACUUACAAUAGCUGGGAUGAGUUUUUCCCGGACUUCAUGGCUGGUAAAGUUGUCUUUGGAUCGUAUUUUGACCAUGCAGUUGCCUGGAAUAAACAUCUUGAUGAUGACACAAUUUUGCUGACAAUAUUUGAAGACAUGAAAGAAGAUCUGGAAGGAACCAUUAAGAAGAUAUCUGAAUUCUAUGGAAUUUCAAUUACUGAGGAACAACAGAAGCAAAUUGCUGAACAAGGAACAUUUAAGUCUAUGAAGGAGAAUUCUGGGAAAACUCAUGGGGAUUAUGGAAAGAUUAUUUUUAGAAAAGGGGAAGUUGGGGACUGGAAGAAUUACUUCUCACAAGCUCAGAGCCAAGAAAUGGAUGCAAAGUUUGACGAAUGUUUAGCAGGAACCAAAUUUGGAGAAAAGCUCAAGUAUAAUGUCUACUGUAAAUGGUAA
Messenger RNA from Bufo gargarizans (Asiatic toad), 909 nucleotides. Its product is annotated as sulfotransferase 6B1-like. The coding region runs from base 1 to 909 and encodes 302 amino acids. The transcript is spliced from 7 exons. NCBI's taxonomy places the organism in Eukaryota, Metazoa, Chordata, Amphibia, Anura, Bufonidae. Gene Ontology annotation, molecular function: sulfotransferase activity. Gene Ontology annotation, cellular component: cytoplasm. The record is from RefSeq and is a predicted model, not a curated record. Gene Ontology annotation, biological process: sulfation.